Messenger RNA from Anopheles marshallii, 912 nucleotides. RefSeq names its product GPN-loop GTPase 2. The transcript has a single exon. The record is from RefSeq and is a predicted model, not a curated record. Gene Ontology annotation, molecular function: GTPase activity. NCBI's taxonomy places the organism in Eukaryota, Metazoa, Arthropoda, Insecta, Diptera, Culicidae. Gene Ontology annotation, cellular component: cytoplasm. The coding region runs from base 1 to 912 and encodes 303 amino acids.
AUGCAAAACAGCCUGGUAAAGCUUCGAACACAAACGCCGCUCUAUGGACAGCUCGUUAUUGGACCGCCGGGUGCCGGUAAAACUAGCUACUGCAAUAAAAUGCAAACAUUUCUUGAAAGAAUUGGACGUAAAGCAAUGGUUGUGAAUCUGGACCCAGCCAACGACAACAUGCAGUACACCAGUGCCGUCGACAUUAUGCAGCUGAUCACGGUACAGGACGCGAUGGCACAGUUUGGGCUAGGGCCAAACGGAGCGCUCAUCUAUUGCGUAGAGUUCCUGGAGACAAACUUUCAAUGGUUAUUGGAUCAACUGAAAAGUCUCGAUUGCAAUUACUUCAUCUUCGACUGUCCGGGACAGGUGGAACUUUUCACACACAACAAUGCGUUGAAGAAUAUUUUCGCCAAGCUGGAACAAUUGGGAUACCAUCUCUGCACGGUGCAUCUGGUCGAGUCGCAUUACUGCACCGAACCGUACAAAUUCAUCUCGUGCCUAUUGCUUUCGCUGCACACGAUGCUACAGAUGGGAUUGCCGCACGUGAAUGUGCUCAGCAAAGCGGAUCAACUAAAGGAGCAAGAUUCGAAGCUUCCGUUCAAUGUGGAAUACUACACAGAAGUGCUGGACCUUAGCUACCUGCUAGAAUGUAUGGACACGAGCCAGAUGGGGAAGAAAUUCAAACAGCUAAACGAGGCAAUCGUGUCCAUGGUGGAAGAUUACAGUUUGGUGUCGUUCCUGUUGCUCGAUUCGAAGCGCGAGCAGAGCCUGCUGAGACUUAAGAAUGCUAUCGAUAAGGCGAACGGAUAUGUGUACGGUGCUGGGGAAGAGAAAAACAUCAACACACUGCUGGCGUGUGCCGUUGGUGCUGAGACGGAGUCGGAUCGAAUGGAGCGAGACAUCGAUCCGUACCUAAGCUAA